Messenger RNA from Penicillium oxalicum, 702 nucleotides. RefSeq lists its product as uncharacterized. Lineage: Eukaryota; Fungi; Ascomycota; Eurotiomycetes; Eurotiales; Aspergillaceae. Bases 1 to 702 code for a protein of 233 amino acids. The transcript has a single exon. The record is from RefSeq and is a predicted model, not a curated record. Gene Ontology annotation, cellular component: membrane.
AUGUCUCACGCACAAAGUGAAAAUCUACGUGACUGCCUGGUUAUUAGCCUUAUCGACAUUUUUGGAGUGUCAUAUUUUUCUCUUUUCGCUAUCCAGUACCUGAUAUUCAAUUUCCCGUCUACGCCUGCCGAUAUCGUGAAGGCACUCUCUGUGAUCUUCUUCGCUAUCGGUGUGAUCGGCUGGUGCUUAUUGUCUCUAUCCUAUCGACUGAUUGCCUGCAUCCAGAGGGAUUACGCGGCUUACUGGCAAAAGUUAGAAUUUGGAGGUGUCCUGCUCCUGAUUUGGACUACCACCCUACCCACCGUGGUUCUUCUAUUCCCUACUCAGCCUUUGCUACAGUUAGGAUAUCUGGCUAUGUUCAGUCUUGUUUUCGUGGGAAGCUUGGUGGAUAUCUUCGCGUACGACCCCAGCAUUACUAUGAUUCGGGUACGGUUUCCAUAUUACUGUACCUCGCUUGGCAUCCUUGCCUUGGUUCCGAUAAUCCACUCGUUCACCGAAGCCCCAAGUGCUACCCCCGCACUGGCAAUUGCUUUUGGUCGUAUGGCUGUGGUGAAUACAAUGGGUGCCGUGUUUUACCUCCUCCGUCCCUUGGAGCGAACGCGCCUUGUCUCAGAAUGGCAGCCCAGCCUCUACGUGAUGCACAUAGCGUUGGCCUAUAGUGUUGCCAGAUACUCUCAAGCUAUUCUACAGAGCUCACUUUGA